ACCCUUUACAGGUGUAUAAAAUUCCUUUAAUUACAAUAAAAGAUAAGUUCACGCUAUUUGUGAAAUUCCUUUAAUAUAACUUGAAAUGAAUAUUUGCAUUUAAACUUAAAAAAGUUAAUUUAUACAACUGCCAAAACGUAACGAAACAAAUAUAAUUAAACCGCACAAACAAAUAAAAGUUGCCGCCCUUUUUUUCCUCUCCCACCCAACGUUUUUUCUAUUAAACGUAAUAAAACUAAGAAGCAUCGUUAAAUAACUCUAACAUUAUUCAAAUAUUAAGGCUAUUAUCCAACUAUUACUCACUUUAGAGUUAAAGUUUAAAAUAAAUUUGUAAUCAAAAUUUAUUGCUUUAAAAUGGAAACAAAUUCAGUCAGUCCUUUGCCCGAUGCACCCCUGGCCAUGAUGGAAAACGAGAAGACACCACCGGGUACACCCUCUGGCAAUGAUAUGCCACCACCGCCCGAUGAAAAACGCUACGAAGAAGAUCCCGAAAAUGCCUGGCAUUGUGGUUCGUGGUUUGAAUAUUUAUUAAUUGUCAUCUUGUCCACCAUACUGUUGGUGGGCGUGCUGGUGUUGACUUUGUUCUGGGUCAUAUUCUAUAGGGGUGGCUUUGCAUGGUCGGAAAAUCCUGAUUUGCAAUUCAAUUUACAUCCUGUUUUAAUGGUGGCUGGUUUCAUAACAUUCUCGGGAUUUUCUAUACUUUUGUAUCGUCUGUGCCGUUGUUUGAAACAUAUUUAUGUUAAACUGGUUCACAUGCUGUUCCAUGCCUGUGCCAUACCAUGUAUUGCUUUGGGAUUUUUGUCUGUAUUCGAUUCGCACAAUCUAUCAGAGCCUCCCAAGCCCAACUUCUAUAGUUUACACACAUGGUUGGGUUUCGUGACAAUGGGCAUGUUUGUAAUGCAAUUUGUCAUCGGUUUCUUCAGUUUUUUGAUUUUAUUAUGCUGUGAGAAUCGCACUUACAACUGUCGUGCCACAAUGGUACCCAUACACGCCAGUUUUGGUUUGGCCAAUUUUAUGAUGGCUGUUGCCACCUGUGUUACCGGUCUGGUGGAAAAAGAACGUCAACUGGUGAGCGGUGCAAAUGGUGAAAAUGCAUUGAGCACCCGAAAUUCCGAAAUCGAACAUUAUAUUAUGAACUCCCUGGGCAUAGUUUUGGUGGCCUUAGGCAUUAUUGUUUCUGUAGCUGUUAGACGAUCAAAUGCUCCAGCCACUGCCAAAGUCUAUGUAACUGAACGGAUUUAAGUUCAACGACGACCACAACAAAAAAGACAUGAUUUUCAACAAAUUCAAAGAAAAUUUCCUUUGAAUCAACCAAUUAUACUUCUAAUACCACCAUCACCACCCUCAUUCUUUGAUUUGAAUCAGAAUCAAGAGAAUAAUUUUUGUUGAUUUUAAAUUUAAAAAAAAAUUAAUAUUUUGUUAUUGUAUGAUUUUGUUUAAAUAAUAUUUUUUUUUACAUAAAAAAUAAUAUUGUAAUUUUGUUUUCUAUUAUUUUUUUAAAAAACAAAAUUAUGAAAUAAUCAAAAACGCAUAUCUAAGUAAAUAAAUAAAUAAAAAAAUCAUUUAACAAAUAUUCAAAAAAUUAUGCCAAAAAUUAAAAAAAAAAAUUAUAUAAAAAAUCGGAAACUUUUACAUAAAUUAUAAUCAAAAUAUUAUAUAGUAACUAGUAAAUAAUAAAUAUACCACAAUAUGAUAAAUUUAAUCAUGUUAAUUUUUUUCUAUUUGGUUUCUAAAUAUUUUUAAAAUUUCUUUAACAUAGACUCUUAUUAAGUAGUUUGUAUCUAGAUGUUUUAUUUUUUUUCCAGAAUCUCGAGAAAAUCGUUAUUUCUUUUCUUUUUGUAUACAUAGCAAGAAAUUUUCCUUUUCCCAAAACUAAAAUCAAAAAACCAAAAUAAAAACAGAACCAGUUCAAAAACUAUAUAAUAUAUAAACAAUUAAAAAAAAAUGCCACAAAUUAUUACUAAUAUUUAAGAAAUAAUUGUAGUUAAUUAUUCAUUUUUUAUUAUGUGUUUUUAUUUUUAAUUUUUUUUGUAAAACAAUCUACAACAACAAAAUAUUUGCUAAGACAUUAUUAAAAUCAAAAAAACAAGAAUCUUAAAUGAUUAUUAUACAAUUAUUAUUAUUAAUAAUAAACAAUUAUUUAUUUUAAAUGGA
Calliphora vicina (urban bluebottle blowfly) is the source of this 2154-nucleotide messenger RNA. RefSeq names its product no extended memory (gene nemy). The transcript is spliced from 6 exons. The record is from RefSeq and is a predicted model, not a curated record. Gene Ontology annotation, molecular function: oxidoreductase activity. NCBI's taxonomy places the organism in Eukaryota, Metazoa, Arthropoda, Insecta, Diptera, Calliphoridae. The coding region runs from base 355 to 1242 and encodes 295 amino acids.